Molecule: messenger RNA, 3750 nt
Organism: Musca domestica (house fly)
Lineage: Eukaryota; Metazoa; Arthropoda; Insecta; Diptera; Muscidae
Gene: Cyp18a1
Product: cytochrome P450 18a1
Exons: 5
Coding region: 623-2239 (538 amino acids)
Biological process (GO): xenobiotic metabolic process
Cellular component (GO): cytoplasm; intracellular membrane-bounded organelle
Molecular function (GO): heme binding; iron ion binding; oxidoreductase activity, acting on paired donors, with incorporation or reduction of molecular oxygen, reduced flavin or flavoprotein as one donor, and incorporation of one atom of oxygen
Source: RefSeq, a predicted model, not a curated record
UAUAUGAAUCUUUGCUUUAAGGUUUGCUAAGAAUAACUUGGGCUUAGAUCGAACACUUCGCACGAUCAGCGCGUACAACAUCGAUCGUAUGAUCGGUUGUUAUAAAAGUCGCAAGGACAUAACGACGAGACAUUAGUCGAAAUCUAUAAACGCAACGCGCGAAGUCGUCUACAAUCGUCUAUAAGAAAAAAUUUUCAAAGAAAAAAAAAGAAAAUAAAUUAUAGAUUAAAUAAAAAACAAAAAAUACGUUUUUUUAUGAGAAACAAAAAUUAACAAAAUAAAAUGCCAUUUGUGUUAUAUGCAAGAAAUAUUUUUUAAAAAUAUAAAUAAAAUAUAACAAACAAGAUAAAACUAAAAGAAACAUAUAUUGAGACUAUGAGGGCAAUAAAAGUGUGAAUAAAAGUGCAACAAUAAAAAAAUUAUAUGCCCAAAAAAGAAGAAGAAACCAAAAUUUCGAAAGUUGUGAAUCCAAAAGAAAAGCAUGAGAACUUUUGUUGUAAAAAAUUUACAAAACUAAAAUAAAGUUGGAAGAAAAACAAAAAACUACAAGAUUUGUUUAAACAAUAAAUCAAAAAGAAAUUUUCUAUCACAAGAACAAGAAAAAGUUAAUUAUCCUUUCAAAAUGUUGCUCACCGAUUCGUAUUUUAUUAAAUUCAUGGUUCGCCAAUUCAAAAUCAAUGACAUGCAACAUUUGCUCCUUGUCUUCAUCUCCAUACUGACCAUCAUCAGUUUCCUGCAAUGGGUGGUGAAUUUGUAUCGUGAGCUGAGACGCUUGCCGCCAGGACCCUGGGGUCUACCCGUCAUCGGCUAUUUGCUGUUUAUGGGCAGUGAAAAACACACCCGUUUCAUGGAAUUGGCCAAAAAAUACGGUUCCCUAUUCUCCACCCGGCUGGGUAGCCAAUUGACCGUGGUGAUGAGUGAUUAUAAAAUGAUACGUGAAUGUUUCCGACGGGAAGAGUUUACGGGUAGGCCGGAUACACCAUUUAUGCAGACCUUGAAUGGUUUUGGCAUUGUCAACAGUACCGGUAAAUUGUGGAAGGAUCAAAGACGUUUCUUGCACGAGAAAUUGCGUCAAUUUGGCAUGACUUAUAUGGGCAAUGGCAAGCAUAUCAUGGAGAAACGUAUUAUGAUUGAAGUCCACGAAUAUAUGCACAAUUUACGCAUUUCCGAUGGCCAACCCAUGGACAUGGCACCAGCCAUUUCCGUUGCCGUUAGCAAUGUGAUUUGCAGUAUUCUGAUGUCGGUACGCUUUAGCAUUGAUGAUCCGAAAUUUAGACGUUUUAAUUUCCUCAUUGAAGAGGGUAUGCGUUUGUUUGGUGAAAUUCAUACCGUCGAUUAUAUACCCACGGUCCAGUAUUUCCCCAGCAUUUUGACGGCCAAAAAUAAGAUAGCCAAAAAUCGUGAAGAAAUGCAGCGAUUCUAUCAGGAUGUCAUUGAUGAGCACAAGAAAACGUAUGAUCCCACCAAUAUCAGGGAUUUGGUUGAUUUCUAUUUGGCCGAAAUCGAGAAGGCCAAAUUGGAGGGUCGCGAUCAGGAUUUGUUUGAGGGCAAGAAUCAUGAGGAACAAAUUGUCCAGGUCAUUAUCGAUUUAUUCUCAGCCGGCAUGGAAACCAUUAAGACCACCCUGCUGUGGAUCAAUGUGUUUAUGCUGCGCAAUCCUGAGGCCAUGAAACGUGUCCAAGAUGAACUGGAUCAAGUUGUGGGCCGUCACCGCCUGCCCUCCAUUGAAGAUCUCCAGUAUUUACCCAUCACAGAAAGUACCAUCUUGGAGUCAAUGCGUCGUUCCAGCAUUGUACCAUUGGCCACCACACACUCACCCACAAGAGAUGUCGAAGUGAAUGGUUACAAAAUCCCCGCCGGUUCCCAUGUCAUUCCCCUGAUCAACAGUGUGCACAUGGACCCCAAUUUGUGGGAGAAACCCGAAGAAUUCAAUCCCCGUCGUUUCCUCGAUUCCGAAGGUAAAGUACACAAACCCGAGUACUUUAUUCCAUUCGGUGUGGGACGUCGUAUGUGUUUGGGUGAUGUAUUGGCACGCAUGGAAUUGUUCCUUUUCUUUGCAUCGUUUAUGCAUUCCUUCAAUAUUACACUGCCCGAGGGACAGCCAUUGCCAAGUUUAAAGGGUAAUGUGGGAGCCACCAUCACACCGGAAGCUUUCAAAGUGUGUCUGACACCCAGACCGUUGCAAUUGAACACAACAACAGUGGAUCCACAUCAUAUGCGUAAUGUUGGCUCAAAUUAGAUGGCGAGGUGCGACAACCCGAAAAAAAAACAAUGGAGAACAAUGGAAUUGUUCGUGUAAUCAUUAUGUGAGAGGAAAAUCAUUCUUUUAAGAGCUUUCAUCUUGAGAGGGAGCGUAAAAUUGAAGGGAGAGAGAAUGUUCAACAGACAAAGAGAGAGAGAGUCCAACAAACUGCCGAGAAAGUUCGUGUGACCCUCAAGUGAGAGGAAGCAAGGAUUCAAAUGCAGAGCACGGUUAAGUUCCUGAAUGACGUUUUGUUUUUUUAAGAAUUCGUAAAGAAAAUCUUUCUUUCAAACGUCUUUAAUGAAAGAAAAUGAGUGUGAGCAGCAACACAAAGACUCUCAACCAAUCUCUCUCUCCCCCAUUAUUCAAAAAUCUCUCAAGAAAAUUGUUCUCUACAUGUUAGAAAAAAGAAGAAUUUCCAAAGAAAUUAAGUAUACGUCGUAAUUCGUGAAAAACGCUAAUUGAUAUAUGAUUAGCCUUCAGCGCAUAUGAAAACAAAAGCAACAACAACAACAAAAUAGUUCAAUUUGUUAGAGAAAAAAAAAAAACAACACCGAAAGAGAAAUCAGAACAAAAGAGAAAUCGCAAAACAAAACAAAAAAAAGAACAAAUUCUAUUCUUUUACCCCCUAGAAGCUGUGUUCAAUAAACAACAACAUGUAUUUUAUAUUAUAGAUUUACAACAACAAACAAACAAAAUAGCUAUAAGUCAACAACAACAACAACAAACAAAUAUUUAUAAAACAAACAAAAACGCGAAUUAAAAACAAAAAUCUGUGGUUUAGCUUAGAUAACAUCUUCCCCCACCCCCUCACAUCGAGGCAAAGAGAAAGUUUGCAAGGAGAGCAACAGAGAAUGGCAGCUAACGAAUGAACCCAAGGCCACAAAAGAAAAAUAGAAAGCUCAGUGGAAAAUAGAGAGAGAGAGAGUAACGAAAUAUUUCGUUAUUUAAUUUGUUUCUCUCUCUCUCCCCCUCUCAAAGCAAGCUGAGCAUUCUGGGAGUCUUUAAGUUUUGAAACCAGUGAGGCUUUAAGUCAAGUUUUAUAAUUAAUUUUAUUUUAGAACAGCAGUAAAGUGAUAAAGCUCAAAGCUCUCUCUAUUUCUCCCAUUAACAAAAAAAAUCUUAAAGUGGUCAUCAAACUCUGGCUCUCUUGGAAAUUUUCUCUUUGUUCCUAUAUUGUACACAAAUAUCAUGAAAAUGCAUAUUAUUUAGUUUUGUAAGCUCUCAUAGGACCCUACGAAAAAUUAAAAAAAAAAACAAAAACACAAAAAAUAAAACGAAUAAAUUGUAUAUAAACCAACUCUCACACACACAUAUAAAUCUAUAAGAUUCAUAGUGCCACCAUUCAAUCAUAUGGAAAUAUUUACUAGCAACAUUACUAUCCCACGCCCCAGACCUCCCCCCACAACCCCUUAAAUAUCUUUUGUAAAUAUAUAUUUUUAUAUAAAAUAUACCCCAGCCCCUCCCGCCUCCGAUCACAAUAAGUUAUAAGUCUAUGUUGUUUUUUA